Molecule: messenger RNA, 714 nt
Organism: Mesorhabditis belari
Lineage: Eukaryota; Metazoa; Nematoda; Chromadorea; Rhabditida; Rhabditidae
Source: the annotation of a GenBank genome assembly
AUGGACAUAGAAAAGAGAAAUUCUCUGUUGACCGAGGGCUCGGCACUGCCGUGUACUUGGAGGGGAGAUGCCGGAGAAGGCAAACGAGAGGGAGAGCAGACUCAGAUCGACCCACCCGCACAAACGACACCCUUUCUAAGCUUUGUUUCUACUUUUGAUCGACUCACGACCACUACUGUAUCCAGUGAUUAUCAGAUGAUUGACGAUUCGACUAGUGGUGGAGCGUGGAAUGAAGGAAACUCGUCAAACGAUUCACACAAUAAAAUGCCCGCUGGAGCUCUUACCGUAUUGGUAAUAGCGGCUGUAGCGAUCACCUCCGUUAUCGUAACUCUUGUGUGCAUGUUGGCGAACAGUCGACGAACGCGCCGAACGCAGACACGAAUACAACAGUCAACAUGCCAAUCUCAAAAUCCGUCUACCGUUCUCCAAGCACCAACAGUUGUCGUAGUGGAUCGAGUAUCGAAUCUCCCACCCCCAUUGCCUCCGAUAUACACAAGAGAUACGCAAGGCCCAAAAUAUUUCGAUGCUCCUCCCUCGUAUGACGAGGCUGUUAACACACCAAUUCACUCACCGAUCACUCCCUCGCCGAGAGAUCAAAUUCCGGACACAACUCCAUCCACAGUCACUUCAGUUCAAGACACCAACUCUCUCAGACCACGAGCCAGACUAGAAAAUGGUCCGACGGAGAUUCACAUGACCGAAAUUGAGUUAUCU